This is a messenger RNA of Cheilinus undulatus (humphead wrasse), 2957 nucleotides long. RefSeq names its product heme-binding protein soul3 (gene soul3). The transcript is spliced from 5 exons. The coding region runs from base 340 to 1170 and encodes 276 amino acids. The record is from RefSeq and is a predicted model, not a curated record. NCBI's taxonomy places the organism in Eukaryota, Metazoa, Chordata, Actinopteri, Labriformes, Labridae.
ACAAAGAGGGAGGCGUCAGUCGGCUCCGCGCUGGCGAAGGGGGCGCCUUCUUCUUUGUUUUUGUCGAUUAAAAAGUACAACCGUCGGAAGAGUAUGGCUCAUUAAAGAAACGAUAUCAUGUUUAGAACAUGAAUAUGGCUUCGCAAGUCGAGGAAAGCUUCAUAAUGCGCGGUUUGUCGACCAGAAAGUAACCUUAGUCCCAAUCUGGACGAACAACUCGGCGGCCAAGAGUAAACGAAGCGUAAAAUAAGUGGGGGUUUCUCAGUAAUCUUAGCAUUUCACCACCGGUCAACCUUCAGAGCUAUUCUCCAUCGGCAGGUACAAGACUCAGGUGAAGAAAUGGACCGAGGUGGCUGUCAAAUGAAUGGCGGCGGUGGCAGUGAAAGGAGCGGGCCCGACCGACACGGGAUGAUCACACUGGAGGACCUGGAGUCCUUCUCGGAGGACCAACUGUCAGACUCGGGCAAUGGCAGCCUCGAAGAAGAGGGAGAAAACAUGGAGGACGACGAAGAUCAGGACCGACUGCUUCAUUAUUGGCAGGACGUGGCGAGGGGACACCAAGUGGAAGUUGCUCAAGAUAUGGCAGAGCCCAUACAACUGUUAACCAGCAACAAUCAAGGACGCAGUCAGAGACAACACAUCCCUUUCACUUUGCUCGGCCGCAAAGAGAAGUGUGGGGAGCUGUUGUAUGAGAAACGCCAAUAUGAAAAGGGCCACUGGGCUUGUAUAACAAUGCAUGAGGACACGUAUGAACAGAGCAUCUGCUACGGGUUUAUGAGGAUAAUGAGAUACAUCUGUCAGCAGAACUCAAUAGGUGACUACCUGGGCAUGACGCUCCCCAUUGUCACAGUGGUGCGCACAGAUGAGACACGCACUCAGAUGUCCCAUGAUGUCACUGUGGCCUAUUUCCUUCCUGAUUAUCAUCAGGCCCAGCCCCCACAGCCUACUGACAACGAAAUUGUCAUAGAGAUCUGGCCCGCCACUACUGUAUACACGAGGCCCUUUACUGGUCCCACGAAUGAAGUGACCAUCCUUGAUCAGAUCACCACCAUGGCUGAACUACUAGACUCCCCGGGUGUGUGCAUCAACAACUCGUUCAUCGUGGCCGGCUACACCAACCCUGCUCAUAGCCACCGCCAGAAUGAGAUCUGGUUCCUUGAACGACCCUAAAGGACGAGAGGAUUAAGCAGCAUCCUACCUUGUGACCCUUGAGCCUCAUAAAGACUCCCUUAACACUGCCGCAGCUCAGCUACAGCCUCAGGUGCAACAUCCUCUUUAGCCACCACUUCUACCUGAAACAACCACCAGCCCAUCACACUCCAGAUGAGAUGGGGCUUGAAAUAAAAACUAGCCCUUAGCUUUACUCUCAUUGAAUUUUCAUUCAUGCUCAUAAAGAUCCAUCGUUGUUUCACCCCUAAGAACUGAACUGGCAUCCUCUCACAGACAUGACCAGAUGCUACAAAUGAGCAUAGCAUUCAUCUUCUGCUCUCACACUGAGAUGACUUCAGACAUCCCUCCCUACCCGCAUCCCUCUCCUGUUUAAAGUUGAAAUCAUUUGAUCUCUCAGCGCUUUGUGAACAUAGUGACCUUUGAUCGGUGUCAGAAAAAUGUGCAACAGCCUGUCUUGCCGCAGCGGAAGCAGGUUCCCAAUGAACAUGCAGCCUUAUCUAUAUGCUCCCUGUCUGUUUCGUUGCACAGCUACAGUGUUCUGUCAUGUGGGGUGAAGGUCAAUGCACAACAGAAAAAAAAUGUUAUUUUUAGCUUGCUGGGGUGAUUUCAUGUCAGUGUUGAUCUGCUGUUUUCUUUAUCUCUGGGCUUCACAAUUCACUACACGGUAAAAGUCUAUGUGAUCAUGUGGCACUGCAUAUUUACUGUUUCAACAAUAAGUGCAAUAUAUGCCAGAUAACCCACAAUUAACAAGACAGUUAUUAAAGAUCAUGGGCCUCUUGCCUAACCCAAUCCAGCAGCUGAUAUGCUGGGUUUGGGAAGGGAUCUGCAGCAUGCAGCACAACCAAAUUAAUCUGCAACAUCCAGACUAGAUUAUGUGGCUUUCACCAUAUAUAAGCUCAAUAAAAUAGCUGACACUAAGGCUUUGUUCGGACUGCAAACAAACCAGAUUUUUGUUAAAACUAGAUCUUAAAGACAGACUAUCUACUUUUAUUGAUCAGAUCUGAUAUUAAAAUGUUCGCUCUGUUAACAAGAUAGGCAUCAGUAAAGAUAUACGCUAGUGAAAUUGAGCUACUUCUUCACAACUUCUUGCACUGUCAGUUUAUUUCAGUGCCUGUCCACGGACUGCUUGAAGCAACGUGGAUUCUGCUCAGGAUUUUACACCGCCAUUACAACAAAAUCAGACCUGUGCACCCACAUCGCCCGGUCUGAGACGCAUCUUUAGAAACCAUGCAGUCUGAACAAGGCCUGAAUCUAAAAAGCAAACACGUAUGAACAAAACAUGUUCAAAGGUGUUUGUAUGAAUGUAAAGUUUCACAAACAGGUUAAAACAAAUGCCACACUUCUAUAGACCAACAUCUGAAAACUCACUGGUUUUACUGCUGAAUGACAAUCAUGAAGUUGGAUAUUACACACAUCCUUUUCUCUAUAGACAAGUCAAUGCAUUCCUCAUGUUUCCAGUCCACUCACACACAGAAAUAGUUACCUUUGUACCUUUUUCAUGCUCUUUCUACUUGCUACUCUGUGUUAAUGUUAGUGAGUAUGCAUUCACUCAUUCAAAUGCCACUGUUGCUGAGUAGAGGAGAUGCAUCCGAGAAAAGACAGAGCACAGAGAAUAUCUCUACUGUGAUCAUACUCUUUUUUUAAAUAGAAGAAAACCUAAAUUCUGUUCUAGUUCAAACUGUUUUUAAUGUUUAUCACCAAUCUAUGAGAGUCUAUUAAUUCAGAAUGAAAGAAGUACGUAUGUUUAUCUUCACUAUAUUUUAAAAUAAAAUCUCAGUCAUCCCGGA